Molecule: messenger RNA, 1014 nt
Organism: Loxodonta africana (African savanna elephant)
Lineage: Eukaryota; Metazoa; Chordata; Mammalia; Proboscidea; Elephantidae
Gene: NRIP2
Product: nuclear receptor interacting protein 2
Biological process (GO): proteolysis
Molecular function (GO): aspartic-type endopeptidase activity
Source: RefSeq, a predicted model, not a curated record
AUGGAGGAAACAGCUGGGCGGGCAGCCCAGGAGGAGAUCGGAGGGAUGCAGAGCAGAGGCAGAGCCUGCCACCCUCCCUUUCUCCCAGUGCUGGGUUUUUCCAGCCAGAGCCUCACUCCCUCUACUGCAAUCUCUGGAAAUUGGUGUCUGACGUGGCUGCUCCUGCACGUUAUUUAUUUAUUUCCUUCUUUGCUCCCGCCGAGACCCUCCUGUCAGAAGGAGAGCGGCAGUCCGGGAAGGAGACAGCCAGGAAGCUGCGGGGAUACACAGACGCAGGAAGACCAUCAGAAGCCCUCACCCCGCUCUUCUCGGGGGGCCAUGAGCACCAGGCAGGGGGCCAGAAGAGAUGAGGGAGACACUGCUGGGAGGGGACAGGAGGCACAGCUUCGAGACGGAGCCCACCUGAGCCAGCAGCGCCGGCUCAAACAGGCCACCCAGUUCCUGCACAAAGACUCCGCCGACCUGCUCCCCCUGGACAGCCUCAAGAGGCUCGGCACCUCCAAGGACUUGCAGCCGCACAGUGUGAUCCAAAGACGCCUGAUGGAGGGAAACCAGAGUCGGCUUCAGGGGGAGUCUCCCCGGGUGCAGGCCCUGAUUCAAGACCAGGAGAGCAGCAGGCAGACCAGUAGGACAGAGAUUCCAGUUCUUCUUGUCAAUUGCAAGUGCCGGGACCAGCUGCUGACAGUGGCUGUGGACACAGGCACACAGUACAAUCAGAUCUCCACUGGAUGCCUCAGCCGCCUGGGGUUAGAGAAGCAGGUCCUUAAAGCCCCAGAUGGGGGCCUGGCACCUGGGCCCCCAACCCAGGUGGAGCAGCUGGAGCUACAGCUAGGGCAGGAGACUGUGGCAUGCUCAGCCCGGGUGGUGGAUGUUGAGAGUCCUGAAUUCUGCCUUGGACUGCAGACUCUGCUUUCUCUCAAGAGCUGCAUUGACCUGGAGCAUGGAGUGCUGAGGCUGAGAGCCCCGUUCCCAGAGCUGCCCUUCCUGCCUUUAUACCAAGACCCUGGCCAGUGA